AUGGCCAGUCUGAACAAGCUGUCAGACGCUCAUGUUCUCCUUCUUGCCGUUGAACAGACCUCAAAUGGAGAUCUCCAGGCUCUCCAGGUCCUCCUCGCUCGGUUUCCAAACGUGCUCUCGCGAACUAUAGUAUACCGCCUCGUGCUAUCCUUCUACCCCGUCGACUCACCGGACCAGACACCUCUUGUCGAUUUCCUCAAGGGCUUAAAUGGUGGACAGACGGAUUCGGAAAGCCAUCCAAGCAUCAGCGUCAAUCCCUUAAUAUCGUCACUUUCGCAAAACGAUGCCAUUCGACAGUGCCGAAUCCUGAGGCUCCAAUUUAUUCCUGAACACGCUCCUCAAGACACUGAUGACGGUCUAGCCAGCUUCGUAAUUGAAUGGGCCAGACGACUAGAAGGGCUGGGUGGCACGUUACAACCUCUCACGGCGUUUAUUGAACAAUUCGUCACGCUUAGUCCUGAUCUCAAGUCCUGGUACGAGACCAACCUUGUCCCUAUACUUCGACUUCAAUAUGACUUCUACCCGGAAUCGGACGAUGUUAUACGACUCCAAGACCUCGAGAAUAUGACAGUCCAAGAAGGUGUGAGCUCACUUCUUCAGUGUGCCAGAAGAACACGUAAUGCAUUCGACAUUGCAAGAGACCUGAAUCAUGUUGUCGCACCCUGGGUGGCAGGAGCCAGCCAAACAAAAAGAAGGCGGAUCGAUCAUACAACUGAGGACUCAGAUCAGGAGGAACAACCAUGGGAGUACGUGAACGAGUGGUUGAUCAAUGAAGGCCUGAAGGAUUUUGCGGUUGCAGCAAAGACAUUCGUGGAAUGGAAUGGUCCUCCAGAAGAGCAAGAGGUGCCAGAGUCAAUCGCCAAUUAUGCUCGAGCAGGUCUCGCCAUCAUCUAUAGCUGCCCAGAAAGCUCCCGAGAUACUCUCACGAUAUCUUGGGAUGUUCUGUCGAAGGCUGUUAAGCUUACAGGACUCAUGAUGGCGAAUCUGUCAACAUCCAGACCGAAUGUGUCAUUGGACGAAUCUUUUGUGCGGAAUUUGCAAGAUUUCGACCUGCUCCCUGCUUCCCUCUCCAAAAAGACGAAUCAUUUCACGCACGUUACAGAGUCCUCGACUCACUUUGUGGGAGGCGUGUUAGCUACAGCUUCGCUUCUGACGGAGUUAGGAUUGGCGUCUUCAUUUGGUGAAAUUGCUCGAACGUCCAUCUUCGGCUCAGAGCGGCGACACAAGGACGAACUCCGGCGUAUCCUCCAGCAAAUUCCCCGCCAGACUCGUAAGGAGAUCGACUGGCGCUCUAUGCGUCUUGACCUGCUCUGGUGCCAAUCUUGGUCAUGCAAUCCAGUGACUACGCCUGACCAGGGUCCGGCAUAUCUCCGACAGCUAUCCGUCAAGUACGUUGAAAUGCAAGUCUUGGAUGCUCUUCUCAACGCAGCACAAUAUACUAUUGUUAAAGAGGUCUACAUCAACUCUCACGCAUCUCCAUUAGCCACUUCGGACGUCGAGGCUCGCAUAGUUGCUGCUAUUUAUGAUGCUUACGACAAUGCCAGUAAUGGCAACAAGGACCGCGGUGGCAUGAAGAGAUCAAACGAGAUCCUGCGAGCCUUUAGAACAGACUUCCCACAGUCUACCGCCAUGGCUGAUAUUGAGCACUUGAUUAGAGCGACACACAGUCUGUCAUUCUACCACCUGACCUUACAACAUGGCGUGCCUUUCAGACCUGUGGCUAUCCGCGUGCAGAAGGAUCCAUUAACAUUGUUGGAAAAGGUCUUGGAGCAAGAUUCGAAAGCUUAUACCAAGCUGGAUGAUUUGUUGGAGAUUGGAAGGAACCUUGUUCGAGCUCACUUACCGAGUAGGGGAUCGUUGGCACAAGAACUUGACCCUGUCGAACUUCGUGCGUCUGAUGCUGAACAGAGAAUUACCUAUCAUGCUAUCAUGGCCGCCCUUGCCGCCAACGACUUUGACACAGCCUACGCCUAUAUCACGACGCGUUUGUCAUCUUCGACCGCAUCUCCAAUAUCCAAUGUUGCCGAUGAUGUCUCGUGGCGCGCUGCCUAUGCGGCUGGAAAAUUCCGACCCAGCGUAUCCCCGAAGAAUUUGAGCUCACAAAUAGAUAGUCUGGCUCAACGCAUGGAACUUCUCUCUCGAGCUCUAAUGCUAGCCCCUUCAGGGGAAGCAUUGUCUGGUAUUCUGGCCACCUGGCGGCGGUACGAGGAAGAGAUGGAGGGGCUAAAGUCGCAGGCGGUGGAGGAAGAGCGUUCUUUUGAUGCCAGAGCAGAUGCAGCACUCCCUGGGGGUUUCGGACUCGAGGAUCGUGAUGCAGAUAGGGAUGAAACGAAGCGGACGAUGGCGCGUCGGACGUGGCCAGCUUCCCGCGCCGGACCUUCGUACGAAGAAGAAGCACCAAUGGGCUUGUUUGAUGUUGCUAGAGGCGCAGCCACUGCUUUAAGGAAAAGCGCCGCCUUUCCACUUGGUGCUGGAGGUCUGAGAGAUCUGAAAAUCAGGGAAGGGGCUCAAGAAUCGGAGGGUGGUUUUGGAGAGAGUACAUCAUCGGCCUCGGAACUCGAGGGUGGGAGGACAAGGAAACGAGACAUGGUCGCCAACAUGGUCACGAAUAACUUGGUGAGCGGACUAGGAUGGGUGCUCGGUGCACAACCACAGGAUCGAGUGGACCGAGUGGAUCAGGGACACGGAUCUGAGUGA
Messenger RNA from Exophiala oligosperma, 2697 nucleotides. RefSeq lists its product as uncharacterized. NCBI's taxonomy places the organism in Eukaryota, Fungi, Ascomycota, Eurotiomycetes, Chaetothyriales, Herpotrichiellaceae. Bases 1 to 2697 code for a protein of 898 amino acids. The record is from RefSeq and is a predicted model, not a curated record. Gene Ontology annotation, biological process: retrograde vesicle-mediated transport, Golgi to endoplasmic reticulum. The transcript has a single exon.